AUGUUCCUUCGAGAUUCUGAUUCAGCCGGACGGGGGACACCCCUGGUCUGCGUGGCCCCCGCGCCGCCACGCCCAGUGGCCGCCCCAGCCCUGCGAUUAGGGGGAGGAGCCGCUGCCAGUGGAGGCGGAGGAGCAGAGGAGGCGGAGACGGCAGAGACGGCGGAGAAGGCGGAGGCGAAGGUGGAAGGGAAGGUAGAGGCGGCGGGGAAGGUGGAGGCGGCUGGGAAGGUGGACGCCACCGGGAAGGUGGAGACUGUGGAGGGUCCGGGACGCCGGGUAGAGCUCAAGCUGGAGCCCGAACCUGAACCCGAGCCGGCACGGGAGGCGGAGCAGGAGCCGAAGGGGGAGCCGAAGCAGGAGCCUGAGGAUGAGAACCCGGCGCGGAGUGGCGGUAGCGGCGGCAGAGACGAGGUUCCUCUCCCCACCCUUCCCUCCGACCCCCCGCGGCCCCCCGAUCCUUCCCCGCGGCGCAGCCGUGCCCCCCGCCGCCGACCCCGGCCGCGGCCGCAGACCCGGCUCCGUACCCCGCCGCAGCCUAGGCCACGGCCCCCGCCCCGGCCCCGGCCCCGGCGCGGCCCUGGGGGCGGGUGCCUGGAUGUGGAUUUCGCGGUGGGUCCACCAGGCUGUUCCCACGUGAACAGCUUUAAGGUGGGAGAGAACUGGAGGCAGGAACUGCGGGUGAUCUACCAGUGCUUCGUGUGGUGUGGAACCCCAGAGACCAGGAAAAGCAAGGCAAAGUCGUGUAUCUGCCAUGUGUGCGGCACCCAUUUGAACAGACUCCACUCUUGCCUUUCCUGUGUCUUCUUUGGCUGCUUCACAGAGAAGCACAUUCAUGAGCACGCCGAGACGAAACAACACAACUUAGCAGUAGACCUUUAUUACGGAGGUAUAUACUGCUUUAUGUGUAAGGACUAUGUAUAUGACAGAGACAUUGAGCAAAUUGCCAAAGAAGAGCAAGGGGAAGCUUUGAAAUUACAAGCCUCCACCUCGACCGAGGUUUCUCACCAGCAGUAUUCAAUGCCAGGCCUCGGUGAGAAGUAUCCAACCUGGGAGACAACCAAACCUGAGUUAGAACUGCUGGGCCAUAACCCAAGGAGAAGAAGAAUCGCCUCCAGCUUUACCAUCGGUUUAAGAGGACUGAUCAAUCUUGGCAACACGUGCUUUAUGAACUGCAUCGUCCAGGCCCUUACCCACACUCCGAUCCUGAGAGAUUUCUUCCUCUCUGACAGGCACAGAUGUGAAAUGCCGAGUCCGGAGUUGUGUCUGGUCUGUGAGAUGUCUUCGCUUUUUCGAGAGUUGUAUUCUGGAAACCCGUCUCCUCAUGUUCCCUAUAAGUUACUGCACCUGGUAUGGAUACAUGCACGGCAUUUAGCAGGGUACAGGCAACAGGAUGCACAUGAGUUUCUCAUUGCAGCGUUAGAUGUCCUGCACAGGCACUGCAAAGGUGAUGAUGCUGGGAAGGCAGCCAGCAAUCCCAACCACUGUAACUGCAUCAUUGACCAAAUUUUCACAGGUGGCCUGCAAUCUGAUGUCACCUGUCAAGCCUGUCAUGGUGUCUCCACCACAAUAGACCCAUGCUGGGACAUCAGUUUGGACUUGCCUGGCUCUUGUACCUCCUUCUGGCCGAUGAGCCCAGGGAGGGAGAGCAGUGUUAACGGGGAAAGCCACAUACCAGGAAUCACUACCCUCACGGACUGCCUGCGAAGGUUUACGAGGCCAGAGCACUUAGGAAGCAGUGCCAAAAUCAAGUGUGGUAGUUGCCAAAGCUACCAGGAAUCUACCAAACAGCUCACAAUGAAUAAAUUACCUGUCGUUGCCUGUUUUCAUUUCAAACGGUUUGAACACUCAGCCAAACAGAGGCGCAAGAUCACUACAUACAUAUCCUUUCCUCUGGAGCUGGAUAUGACACCGUUCAUGGCCUCGAGUAAAGAGAGCAGGAUGAAUGGACAGUUGCAGCUGCCAACCAAUAGUGGAAAUGAUGAGAAUAAGUAUUCCUUGUUUGCUGUGGUUAAUCACCAAGGAACCCUGGAGAGUGGCCACUACACCAGCUUCAUCCGGCACCACAAGGACCAGUGGUUCAAGUGUGAUGAUGCCGUCAUCACCAAGGCCAGUAUUAAGGACGUGCUGGACAGUGAAGGGUAUUUACUGUUCUAUCACAAACAGGUCCUGGAACAUGAAUCAGAAAAAGUGAAAGAAGUGAAUACACAAGCCUACUGA
Budorcas taxicolor (takin) is the source of this 2217-nucleotide messenger RNA. RefSeq names its product ubiquitin specific peptidase 27 X-linked (gene USP27X). Gene Ontology annotation, biological process: protein deubiquitination. The record is from RefSeq and is a predicted model, not a curated record. The coding region runs from base 1 to 2217 and encodes 738 amino acids. The transcript is spliced from 2 exons. Lineage: Eukaryota; Metazoa; Chordata; Mammalia; Artiodactyla; Bovidae. Gene Ontology annotation, molecular function: zinc ion binding; cysteine-type deubiquitinase activity.